CCAGAACCUGCAAGUCUAUUUAUCGACGGUCAAGGAUGGUUCAACUUCUUUCCAAAAUUCGAAAAUCUGAAUCAUGGCUCAGGAAUGUCAAUUCUUUUCAAAACGAAGGAACCGAACUCCUUACUUUUAUAUGCUGAACCCUCAGAUGUGGAUAACCACGCACUUUUGAUAAUCUUAUCGAAUGGUUCGAUAGAAUUUCAACUGCGAUCACCAAAUUCACCAAAUUUGGUUACACUUCAAAAACGCCAUACCUGUGAAUCUCCUUACGGUGCGUGUUCCGACAACACCUGGCACCACUUAUCAUUCUCUUACAACAGAAUUCGAAUAUUCUAUCAGAACGAUAAGGACUUUACAGAUCUCAUCAAUUUGGUGGGAAUAAACAACUCUAGCAAACGAUCGGAGGUUGGGAGAGAGAUUGGAGACAUAAAGUACAAGUCAAUAUCAUUCCAGACAUUUUCCGUAAAGACAAAGCGCGACAUGCAUCCCGGUAGGAAUUCGGGAACAGUGGUCACGUUUAAGCGACCUGGUGGUUACCUACGAUCCCAGAGAGGUUGGCAAACUGUCUCGACUGGAAAAAUAAGCUUUCAAGUUCGCACUUUAAAACACAACAGCCUAAUUCUCUUUUCAUCAUCCGGGUGGCCAAGAGGUGAGAAAAAGUUUGCAAUGCCUCGCGAUGGUCCGAUCCAACCCGUCAAUCCUGUGGAUCGAUUAACUGGAAAUGAUAUCUUUGGCGCGGAAGUACGUGAGGGCUACUUAGUCAUGCUUCUCAAUACCGGUUCUGGAAUAAAUGAAUUUUCCACUGGAAGCAUUUGGCGAGGGGAUCAGCAUAAGAGCAGAUGGUUUAUUGCAGACGGUGUUAAGCAUUCGGUGGAAAUUCAACUCAGCAAUGGAUCUCUAUCCGUUACAUUAGAUGGAAACACGCUUAAUAUGAGACCGAAAGCAAAACCAAAGUAUACUGUGCUCAAUUUGAAUGGCAAUCUUUACAUUGGUGGGUUGCCAGAAGAAUUAAGGGAUGAAACACCACCGCAGGCCUGGUCCGCAAGACUUCGAGAGGAUUUUGUCGGAGAGCUUGGCUCCCUUUCAAUCGAUGGAGAAAUUCUGGAUCUCGUCCUAGAAUCAAAAGCCCGUUGGGCUAAGGGAUAUGUUCAGCCACAGGAUCGCGAUACAAGUGACUUCGGUGAUAUUUGCUCGAAAACGGAAAAUCCUUGUGGUUCGGGCCAGUGUAUUCAAGAUUCCUGGACCGAGCCCCUAUGCGAUUGUAUUCAUACGAAUUAUACCGGACCUCGAUGUAGUGAAAAAGUAACUAUGCUCGUUUUCAAUGGAUUUCAAGGAAUUGGGAUUCGCUUAUCUCACCUACCCAAGCAAUCUGAAGCUGAGAGUUUAGCCCUUCGACUUCAAACCUAUCAGAAGAAUGCUCUCCUCUUUGAGAGCAGUAGUACAUCAUCCACAGCUCCUGAUCGAUUCGGUGUUGAGAUUGUUGAUAGACAACUUGUCAUAUUCUAUAACCUCGGUUUUGAAACGAAGAGAUAUGCAACAGCCGAGAUUGAAGCAAACGGUGAAUGGCAUACCCUCCGACUUCUACGAAGGUCAAAAGAGUUAAAAAUCGAUGUUGAUAAUGUCACGUAUAAUUUCGGUAUGUAA
This is a messenger RNA of Rodentolepis nana, 1641 nucleotides long. The record is from the annotation of a GenBank genome assembly. Lineage: Eukaryota; Metazoa; Platyhelminthes; Cestoda; Cyclophyllidea; Hymenolepididae.